Messenger RNA from Tetrahymena thermophila SB210, 1551 nucleotides. Its product is annotated as Ibr domain protein. The record is from RefSeq and is a predicted model, not a curated record. NCBI's taxonomy places the organism in Eukaryota, Ciliophora, Oligohymenophorea, Hymenostomatida, Tetrahymenidae. Gene Ontology annotation, cellular component: cytoplasm; ubiquitin ligase complex. Gene Ontology annotation, biological process: positive regulation of proteasomal ubiquitin-dependent protein catabolic process; protein polyubiquitination; ubiquitin-dependent protein catabolic process. Gene Ontology annotation, molecular function: ubiquitin conjugating enzyme binding; zinc ion binding; ubiquitin protein ligase activity. The transcript has 3 exons.
AUGUUGAGAUAAACUGUUGAGGGAGAUAUUAAUUCAAAUGAGAAUUUAAAUGGCAAGUAUCCUGUUAAUUACCCUUAGAUUUCAAUUUUCAUCAAAUCUGAAGCUGAUUAAAUAAAAUCGAUGAGGAAUCCUCCUUCCUUACCUUAAACUUAUAAUUUAAUAAAGGGGUAGCAUUUGAACUAGUAUAAUUAAUAAUACAAUGGACCUAGUGCUGAUCUAAAGGAGCUCAAGUAAAAAGAGUUUUCGUAUUACUUGCUUCAAAAUAAAAAUACAGAUUAAAUAUUAGAAUUUGUAAAAUUAAAGGCCUUCGAAAUGAAUUUAGAUGAGAAAAAAAUAAAUUAAAUAUGUUAAUAAUCUUUUAAUCAAUUUGAACUGAGUCGCGAAGAUCCAGGAAGCAGUCUAAUGUAGAUAUUUUUAAAUAUUUAUUUCAAAACAGAGUCUACAGUUGCUAGUAAAACUGAGAAAGAAUUGUAAUAAAAGAAAAAUAAAUAGCUUCUUAAGUAAAACUAAAAUAAUACUUAAAUUACUAGCUAAAUUAGAAUAAAAGUACCUUCUUAAUUCUAAAAAUCAACAGACCAUUAGUAUGACCAUGCUACUUUUAUGAAAAUCCCUUUAGGUUUGAGCUCUAACAUCAAUGAAAGUAAUAAAAUUAUUAAACUAAAAGGACUAAAUGUUAACGAAAAUUAGCUGAUUAUGUGCAACAUUUGUUGUGAAGAAUGGUUUUAUUCAUAAUUUUUUCGUAUUUCUAUGCAGUGCACUCAUAUAUUUUGUAUCCAUUGUGCAUAAAACUAUCUAAUUACCUAAAUCAAAAACUCAAACGUGUUCUGUAUCAAAUGUCCACAAGAAGACUGCAGUGUUUAUUUUUAUGAUCAUGAAAUAUUUCUAGCUUUAAACUAAGACAGUUACUACAUUAGAAAAUACAUGACUAUAAAGAAACUUAAAAUUUUAAAUUCUAAUCCAAGAACAAGAUGGUGUAUAAAUCCUAAAUGCAACAACUAUAUAAAAGCUGUAUAAGAAAGUGCUCUUACCUUUGGUAUAACCAAAACACAUGUAAGUUUGGAAUAAUUUUAUGAAUGUGACUAAUGCAAAAUGAAAUUUUGCACAGUUUGUUAUUAUCCUGCUCAUUUGGAUAAAUCUUGUGAAGAAAAUUAUAAAAUAAUUUAUGAAGAAAUUAAAAAAUAGAGAAGAUAGAAUAAAAUGAGGCUAUUUAAUUAAUUUUUUUUGAGAAUAUUUGGUACACUUGCAAAGAUAUUUCUAUACAUUUUAUUUUAUUUAGCAUACCUAGUCUUUUGCAUUCCUUUCAGCCUAAUAUACCCAUAGUUUUUAUUUUAUUAAAUUUAAAAUAAUAGAAGAGAGUAAUAUAAUAAUGUAUUAAAAUCAAUAAUAUACGCAUUUUUGACAAUACUCAGCUUAAUUUCUUUUCCAUUAACCUAUUUAAUGCUAAUAACAAUUGGCAUCGAAAUCUACUUUUUACCUCGAGUUAAAAAGAUUUUAAAAUUAUAAAAAAAAGAAUAUAAAAAUAGCUAAACUUACUUAGUAAAAAAGGUGUGA